AUGGAUCCAAGAGAAGAAGCUUUUGAGAAAGCACGAAAGUUAGCCGAAAGCGAAAAAAUUGAUGACGCAUUGGAAGCAAUUGCCGAGUACACGUCUCAAGAAGGAAUCGAGUACUCGCUCUCUGAAAUGAAAACGGUCAAUAUAAUUGUUUGUGAGAAAGUCACAAGCUCAUCAUUUGAAGAGAAAAAAGCCGCCUGUUUAGAAUGCAUCGAUUUGGUAGAAGGCGUCAAAAUGGUAAAAAACGCCGACUGGCUCGAGCUUUACAACGAAGCUGUUUACGAGAUUUUCAGCAAAUUAUGCAGAGGAUCCCGAGAUGAAGAGCGAAACGAAGCUUGGAAUCGGCUAAAAGAAAUCUAUUACGAGAUUACACUGGCCGCGAAAAAAGUCUGGAAGGAGAAAAAUUCGCCACAGGCAUUGGAGAUCUAUGUAAAUUAUGCGAAGCUUGUCAAAAGUUACUUUGAUGUCGCUGACGAAGAUUCGUUCAAAAUUUGUGAAACUUUUGCUAAGGAAGCAAGGUUUAUUGGAAAAGGAACCCUCGAUGAUGAUCAAUAUCGAGAUGCCAAAAAAUCAAUUGACGUGAUCAACAAAGCGAUCACUGAUGCCAAACACGACAAGGAAAACAUGCUGGAUGAUUGA
Molecule: messenger RNA, 636 nt
Organism: Caenorhabditis bovis
Lineage: Eukaryota; Metazoa; Nematoda; Chromadorea; Rhabditida; Rhabditidae
Source: the annotation of a GenBank genome assembly